CGGCGGCCGUGGUAAUUGCAGACGCUCGGGGGCAGGGCUUGCCCCAGCGCAGAGUAGUGGCAACAGCUUGUCGCGUCGGGAGCCCCGGGGACGUGAACUCGGCAGACCCACUCUCUCCCCCUCCCAGGAGGAGGUGCUGCCGAAUCCACGCGGGGCAGCGGGACCGCCCCGAGGGGCUUCCUCAGUGGAGGAGAGGUGGGGUUCCAGGGCACAGGUGACAGGGCCGGAGAAAGAUGGAGCAGCCCGGGGCGGCGGCGGCGUCGGGCGCCGGAGGCUGCGGCGAGGAACCCGGUGGGGGCCGAAGCAACAAGCGGAGCGCGGGGAACCGGGCCGCCAACGAAGAGGAAACGAAAAACAAACCUAAAUUGCCCGGGAGGCGGUGCGGGAAGGAGAAAGGCCCCACCCCAGCUUGGGGAGACCCCGAGUACCGGAACAUUCAAAUAAAAACUUUGGCAGAUGAUGUGCGUGACCGAAUUACAAGUUUUAGAAAAUCUACUGUCAAAAAAGAAAAACCUCUUAUCCAACAUCCUAUUGAUUCUCAAGUUGCAAUGAGUGAGUUUCCAGCGGCUCAGCCAUUAUACGAUGAACGAUCUUUGAAUUUGUCCGAAAAGGAAGUACUGGAUCUCUUUGAAAAAAUGAUGGAGGACAUGAACCUUAAUGAAGAGCGAAAAGCUCCUUUACGAAACAAAGAUUUUACCACCAAGCGUGAGAUGGUCGUCCAGUAUAUUUCGGCUACUGCCAAAUCUAUAGUUGGAAGUAAAGUUAUGGGAGGGCUGAAAAACAGCAAACAUGAAUGCACUCUGUCUUCACAAGAAUAUGUUCAUGAAUUACGAUCUGGUAUUUCAGAUGAGAAACUUCUUAAUUGCCUAGAAUCUCUGAGGGUUUCUUUAACCAGCAAUCCUGUCAGCUGGGUUAACAACUUUGGCCAUGAAGGUCUUGGACUCUUGUUGGAUGUGCUGGAAAAGCUUCUGGACAAGAAACAGCAAGAAAAUAUUGACAAGAAGAAUCAGUAUAAACUUAUUCAGUGCCUCAAAGCAUUUAUGAACAAUAAGUUUGGAUUGCAAAGGAUUCUAGGGGAUGAAAGAAGCCUUUUACUGUUGGCAAGAGCAGUUGACCCCAAACAACCCAACAUGAUGACUGAAAUAGUAAAAAUACUUUCUGCUAUUUGUAUUGUUGGAGAAGAGAACAUUCUAGAUAAACUUUUAGGGGCUAUAACUACAGCAGCAGAACGAAAUAACAGAGAACGAUUUUCACCAAUUGUGGAAGGAUUAGAAAACCAUGAAGCUUUGCAAUUACAGGUGGCCUGCAUGCAGUUUAUAAAUGCCCUUGUCACAUCUCCUUAUGAGCUUGAUUUUCGAAUACAUUUAAGGAAUGAAUUCCUUCGUUCAGGACUAAAAACAAUGUUACCAGAUCUGAAAGAAAAAGAGAAUGACGAGCUUGAUAUUCAGUUGAAAGUAUUUGAUGAGAACAAAGAGGACGACCUAACUGAAUUAUCACACCGUCUCAAUGACAUUCGAGCAGAAAUGGAUGAUAUGAAUGAAGUGUACCAUCUUCUGUAUAAUAUGUUGAAGGACACUGCUGCUGAAAAUUACUUAUUAUCCAUUCUACAACAUUUUUUGCUCAUCAGAAAUGAUUAUUAUAUCAGGCCACAGUAUUACAAAAUAGUUGAGGAGUGUGUUUCACAGAUAGUGCUGCACUGCAGUGGCAUGGACCCAGAUUUCAAGUACAGACAAAGAUUAGACAUUGAUUUCACUCAUCUGAUAGAUUCUUGUGUGAACAAGGCAAAAGUUGAAGAAAGUGAACAAAAAGCAGCAGAAUUUUCAAAGAAGUUCGAUGAAGAAUUCACAGCUCGACAGGAAGCUCAAGCUGAGCUUCAAAAAAGAGAAGAAAAAAUCAAAGAGCUUGAAACAGAAAUCCAACAACUUCGAACCCAGGGACAUGGACUCUCAGGUUCAUCAGGAAUUCCAGGCCCUCCUCUACCACCUCCAUUGCCAGGUGCUGGGCCACCCCCGCCUCCACCUCCUCCAGCGCCACCUCUACCCAGAGGAGGUCCCCCUCCUCCUCCACCUCCUUUACCUGGGGUACAUGGAAUAGCAUCACCAUUGCCUUUGUUUGGGGGACCUCCUCCACCACCUCCCCUUGGAGGAGUUCCUCCUCCUCCUCCGGGAACACUUGAUCUGCCAUAUGGAAUGAAGCAUAAAAAAAUAUAUAAACCUGAGGUGUCCAUGAAGAGGAUCAACUGGUCAAAGAUUGAACCCAAAGAAUUGUCUGAGAACUGUUUCUGGUUGAAAGUUAAGGAGGAGAAGUUUGAAAAUCCAGAUCUCUUUGCAAAAUUGGCACUGAAUUUCGCUACCCAGAUAAAAGUUCAAAAGAAUGCAGAAGCUUUUGAAGAAAAGAAGACCUUGCCUACAAAGAAGAAAGUGAAAGAGUUGAGAAUUUUGGAUCCCAAAACAGCCCAGAAUCUUUCUAUCUUCCUAGGAUCAUAUCGUAUGCCAUAUGAAGAUAUAAAAAACAUCAUUCUGGAGGUUAAUGAAGACAUGUUGAGUGAGGCCUUAAUUCAGAACCUUAUAAAACAUCUUCCUGAGCAGAAGGUCCUCAGUGAAUUAGCACAGCUGAAGAAUGAAUAUGAUGACCUUUGUGAGCCUGAACAGUUUGGAGUUGUGAUGAGCUCAGUGAAAAUGUUGCGUCCUCGUCUCAAUAGCAUUCUUUUCAAGCUCACGUUUGAAGAACACGUAAACAACAUCAAACCAAGCAUCAUAGCAGUAACUCUGGCCUGUGAAGAACUGAAGAAAAGUGAAAGCUUUAACAGACUUUUAGAGUUAGUUCUUUUGGUUGGAAACUACAUGAACUCAGGCUCAAGAAAUGCCCAGUCUUUGGGUUUUAAGAUCAACUUUCUCUGUAAGAUCCGAGAUACUAAAUCAGCAGAUCAAAAGACAACCCUCUUGCAUUUUAUUGCUGAAAUUUGUGAGGAAAAAUACCGGGAUAUCCUGAAAUUUCCUGAAGAACUGGAACAUGUAGAAAGUGCAAGCAAAGUUUCAGCUCAAAUUCUCAAGAGCAACCUUGCAGCAAUGGAACAACAAAUUGUUCAUCUGGAACGUGACAUCAAGCAAUUCCCCAAAACAGAAAAUCAACGUGAUAAGUUUGUGGAAAAGCUGACGAGCUUUACAAAGGGUGCCAGAGAACAGUAUGAAAAACUACUCACCAUGCACAACAACAUGAUAAAGCUCUAUGAGAAUCUUGGAGAAUACUUUAUUUUUGACUCUAAGACAGUGAGCAUAGAAGAAUUUUUCGGUGAUCUCAGCAACUUCCAAACUUUGUUCCUGGAAGCAGUGAAAGAAAACAACAAGAGAAAAGAAAUGGAAGAGAAGACUAGGAGGGCAAAGCUUGCAAAAGAGAAAGCUGAACAAGAAAAGUUAGAACGCCAGAAGAAAAAGAAACAACUCAUUGAUAUAAACAAAGAAGGUGAUGAGACGGGCGUGAUGGAUAAUCUUCUAGAAGCCCUGCAAUCAGGUGCAGCAUUCCGAGACCGCAGAAAGCGGAUUCCAAGGAAUCCAGAUAACAGACGAGUACCUUUGGAAAGGUCACGCUCUCGCCACAAUGAAGCUAUCUCAUCUAAGAAGUGAUUCCUGAUGCCAAAGAAUAUGAAAAUACUUACUUACUUAAGUAAAUAAAAUCAUACAUUUUGGGAAGAACAAAACAUGCACUCAAGGGAUGGAGAGGAAAUAAAUAAGUACAUUUCUGCAAAGAGCAAGCUAAGCUGGUUGCAAUAGCGUGCAUAUGUAAAGCUAUUGCAAGACUCCUCCCACAGUUAUACUAAUACGAACACAAUUACCAGGAUUAUAAAACAUGCAUUCCCUUUUAGUGUAAAGAUGUGUAUUAUUUGUUACUGUGUGUGGCCUGACCGUGAUGAUGAAAAAAGUGUAAGAAAUUGAAGCGUUCCAAAGAAAGACUUUCAAAACCAUUCAUUCAGUCUGUCAAAAAUGUAUAUUAUCACUCAAAUUUGAAGUCACCCCCCCGCCCAAAAAAAAGGAAGAAAAGAGAAGAAAAAGAAUAGAAAGAAUUAGUCAGUCAGUGUCUACUUCUGAUUCCUGUUUUAUAUAGAAAAGGAAAAAAAAGGCCAGUGAAAAUGUGUGUGUUAAUGGUUUGGAAAGGCACUGCUAUUGCACACUCUAUAAAAGAAGCCAUUUUUGGAAACUCAGAAAAAGAAGAAGUACUGCUUCACCCCCCCACCAAGUUACUUAGAAUCUUAUCUCAAGUGAAAGUUGAUGGAUUCAUCUGCUUCGGCUGAAAUUAAACUUAUCAUUAAUCUAGAGUUUCAGCAUGAUAUUGCAGGCACUUAUCAUCACUGCUAAAAAUAAGCCAAAAAGUUUAACAGCAGCAGUCAGAGAAAGUGAUUUAAACUUUAUUUAAAGAGGUAUUUUCUAAUUAAUUAUGCACAUAUAUCUACUUUAUACAAAUACUUUAUAUGGCUGUUUUUGAGAAAAACCUCGCAUUUUAAUGUUUAUGCUAGGGCUGAACCUGCAAAUUCUGUUACCUUUAUUCAGAUUUUUAAAGGUAAAUAUUGCUCUCUAUUCUCCGUGGUUUAUUUCUUCUCUCUCUUGCUUCUUUCUCCCACAACCCCCUUAAGGCAGGGAAUAGAGUUCUAGGCGACCUGAGGGGAAAAAGAUUUCUCUCCGCAGGAGGCAGCAGAAAACUGUCCGAAAGGUCAGUUGUUUUAUCUGCCUUUCUACUCCCCUUUCCAGUUCCACCGUGGUGAUCUGAAGAAGAAAAAGAAAUUAUAUGAUGUAUGUAUCUGUAUAUAUGUGUAUAUAUUUAUAUCUCCUGCUACAAUAAUUAAUUCCACAUCCCAGUGACUAAGUGAACUUCUCAAUCAUCAUCAUACUUAUUUACCUUAUAUUAACAAAUUCAAAUGAUGCUGCCAAAACAACUGUAGGAGGAAAAAACAGGCUCUACAUUUUUCUUAAAUAGAUGAGGGAGGAAAAGUUAUACUUCUUAACUUGUCUGUCUAUUAUUUUUAAAAAUGCAUUGUAAUAAUGUGGUAUAACUUCUCUGGACUAACUAAUCCAUGCAGAUGAUUGUGAUUAUUGUAAAAGAUUUCUUAUUAUUUGUAUAUUUCUUAUAAAGAAAAUCCUAUUUCUACUUCCUCCAAAGCACAUUAUAGACAUUCAGAAAGAACAAGUGACUGGCUUGGCAAGUCACUCCCUGAGCUAAUGUAACCAAGUGACCAAUAGCUCACAGUUUUUCCUUUUUAUAGAUGAUGUACAGUGAUUCAAACUGCUGCCUUUUCCUCCAGUGCAUUCUUCCUUGGGUCUUAUCCUUUACAAAGCUCUGAAGCUGCUACAAUAGAGAAAUCAAAAGCAGUAACAGGAUCUGAGAUUUUACAAUUUUAUCCUAUCAUCUAUAUCUAUCUUAAGACGACACACACAUAUGCACACACACAAACAAGUUUAAGGGACAUAUCAAUUUCACACACUUUUUUUUAACAGUAACAAACAACAACAACAAAGAUUUAGGUUCUACUAAUUUAUGUAAAUACUUAAUGUAUGUAUUUUUAACUUUACAAAGUCUUUUCUGAAAUCUUCAUGGUAUGGCUUCUUUGAGUCUUUUGAUAGCUUUUCAGACUGUUGGAAAAUGAUAUUUUGAAAUAUUCACCCUGACUAAUAUUUAGGGACAUUUGCCAUGCCAUAUUAUCAGGCUGGUCAAGGUGGACAUACUGAUGCAUAUCACCUUUUCCAGAUGUGAACUUGCCUUAUUUUUUAGUUUGUGGGGGAAAAAAAAGUACUAUUAUUGAUAAAUUAUAUAUUUGUAUUUAGAAUAAUUCCACAUGCUUUUCACAAACAUUAUGAGACCAUUCAGGGUCUUUCACGAAGUUCUGAUAACUCAAUUAAAGGGUUUGCUUCCCAGAUUUAUGAUGGUCCUGCUCUAGCCAUUUGCAGUUUUGUUUUAGAUUGAAAAUAAUUAUCACCAGAAAAAAGUACAUAGUGAGUGACAUUUUUAGUAUAGAACCAAAUUAUACUAAAGUCUUUUGUUUGUUUGUUGGGUUUAUUACUGCCACAUGUGAGACGCACCAAUUUAUGCAGAUUUUCUUCAGAAUGUUUUUUAAAAGUGCAAAACCCUUCAAAAUGUUUUUGUUUACUAGUUGUAUUAGUUUCCUUUGGCUGCUGUAACAAAUUACUACAAACUUGGUGACCCAACAUAUCAGAAAUUUAUUCUUUCAUGGUUUUGGUGGCCAGAUGAUGUCCAAAAUCAAGGGCCAUGCUCCCUCCAGAGGCUCUAGAAGAAACUCUUCCCUUGCCUCUUCCAGCUUCCGGUAGCUAUUGGCAUUCUUUCUUUGGGUUAUGGCCAUAUCUCUCUCUGCUCGGUCUUCACAUCACCUUCUCCUCUGUGUAUUUAAUCUCCCUAUGCCUCUCUCUUAUAAGGACACUUUUGUUGGAAUUUAGGGCCCACCUAGAUAAUCCAGGAUAAUUUCAUGUGAAGACCCUAAACUUACUUAAUUACAUCUGUAAGAAAGACCCUUUUUCCAAAAAAUGUAACAACAUUCAUAGGUUCUGGGGAUUAGGAUGUGGACAUAUCUUUUUGGAGGUGACCUUUAGCCCAUGACGGUCUGCCCUCUGGACCCCCAAAUUUAUGUCUGUCCCAUGUGCAAAGUAUAUUCACCCUAUCCCAACAUUCCCAAAAGAAGUCUCAACCCUUUAAGUCUAAAAUCUCAUCCAAACAUCUUCAGUUCAAAAGUGCCAAAGCUCACCUAGAUCAUCUAAAUCAGCUAUAGGUGAAAACCCUGGGGCAAAAUUCCUUUGCGUCUCUGAAUCAGUGAAACAAACAAGACAUCAACAGGGCCCCUGCUUCCAGAAUACAGUGGUGGGACAGGCAUAUGAUGAUUGAUAGUUAUAGACGACAUUCCUAUUCCAAAAGGGAGAAAAUGGAACAAACGUAGAAAGGAGUCACCUGUCCUGAUGCUUUUCAGAAUUUGGCCAGGCAGAAUCCCCUUAGGUUUCAAGGCUUGACAAUAAUCCUCCUUGUCUCGGGGCUAUACCUUUUAGGCCUGCAGCUCUGGCCUCUUGGCCCAUGGAUCAAGUCUCUGCCCCUGUGCCCAUGGCUUGUACUUCUGCCUCUAAACCUGCAGCUCUGCCCUAGGGUUGAUCUUCUUUUCUAUCAAUCAUCAAAGGGUAUCACCUCUUUGCAGCUUUAUCAUCAGCCUACUUCCUGCCUGUAAAGUUUUGGUAGUCUGACCGCCUUCUCUCAUUUUGUCCUGUCUCUGUCCCUUUCAGGCCAAGCUGGAACUGUUUCCGCUGGUGUAACUUUCUCAAAAACUUUGUGGGCUCCCCGUAUAUAUCAUAUUGAUUUACUAGUGAGACAAGAGAGUCCUCACAGAUCUUUGCCAGAUAACACCACCUCUGUUCCUGGCUUCUACUGAGAUGAUUGAGUGGAUCAGUGAGUCAAUGCCUAAUCGCUACAGCACUAGCCAAAGGUUAUCCAGCCUUGGCCUUAUCUCCAGAGCACACUAUCCACACUAUCCUAACAAACAGUGAAUCUUCAUUUUAGCAUCUUUUUCAAUCUGAAUAGGCUCAGAAUUUCCUGAAUCAUCAAGUGCUGGGUCCUUUCUGCUUAACAGUUCUUGCUUCAAUUUAUCCCUUUCCUCUUAUAUAUUUUACUCUAAGCUCAAGAAAAAAACCAGGCCAUACCUCCAGUGCUUUGCUCUAAAAAUUUCCUCAGCUAAAUAUCCAAAUUCAUCACUUACUUACAGAUCUACUUUCCACACAACAACAGUUGGAGGCAAUUUGGAUAAGCUUUUUGCCGCUAUAUAGCAAGGAUCACCUUUCCUCUAGUUUUCAAUAAAAUGUUCCUCAGCUCCUUCUGAGCCCUCACGAGACGCGCCUUUAACAUUCCUAUUCUUCCCGACAGUCUGUUUAAGGCAGUCCAUGCUUUUUCUAUCAAUCACAUACGUCAAAAUUCUUCUGGCCUCUACACAUGAUCUAAUUCCAAAGCCACUUCUACAUUUUUGGGUAUUUGUUACAGCAGUCCCUGACUGACUUCCUGGUACCAAAAUCUGUAGUUUGUUGCUGUGGUUGCUGUAACAGAGUACUCCAAACAUGUUCACUUAAAACAACAGGCAUUCAUUCUCUUACUGUUUUGGAGACCAGAAGUGGUAAACUGAGGUAUUAGCAGGGCUAUACUCCCUCUGGAGGCUCUAGGAGAAAACCUGUUCCUUGCCUCUCCCAGUUUCUUGCGACUGUCAUCAUUCCUCGGCUUGUGGCCACAUCAUCUCUUUCUGCUCUGUCUUCAUUAUCAAUAUCACCUUUCCCUCUGUAUGAUGUCUAGUCGUCUACCUCUGCCUCCCGCUUAUAAAGACACUUGUGAAGGCAUUCAAGGCCCACCGGUUUAUCCGUGAUAAUCAUCUCCCCAUUAUUUCAAGAUCCUUAACUUACUUAAUUACAUCAUCUGUGAAGACCCUUUUCCCAACUAAGUUAACGUCACGGGUUCUGAGAAUUAGGACAUGGAUGUAUCUUUGGGGAGCCACGUUUCAGCUCCCAACACCACUAGUCAUUGCACAUAAAUGUACUUUUCACAUUUUGAAAUGCAUCCUUGGUGCUCAAGCCAAAUUCAAGGUUGUCGCUAAGAGCUAUUGUAUGCGCAGGCUACUGCAUGCUUUGAUGUUAAAUGGCUGAACAGGCUAUUCUUAAAUUCAGUUGAUACUUUUGUCACUGUGGCCAAUUAGCUUGAAAAAAUAAUUGGUUCCAACUUUGAGCUCUGGUGUAUCUUCUCUGCCCCUUUUUAUGGAGUCUUUGACCGAAUGUUUUCUAUGAUUAAUAAAUAAUGUAGGUAUAAAACUACCUCUGAUACAGAAGCAUUCUUUACAAAAGUUUAUUUUAGAUAUUGUGACUCCCUCAGCUGAAAGGAAGGGUGACAGCAAAACCUGUUUGAAUGGAUAUUGAGGGAGAUUGUGCCCAUACCAAGACGCUCAGAAGUGUUUCAGUAGCAGUAGAACUGUGGAUUCAUGUUCUCGUUUUGCCUCGGCAUAAACACCUGUCUCUGCAGGACCAAGAAUGACUUGCAACCUAU
This is a messenger RNA of Physeter macrocephalus (sperm whale), 9060 nucleotides long. RefSeq names its product diaphanous related formin 2 (gene DIAPH2). The transcript has 29 exons. The coding region runs from base 234 to 3623 and encodes 1129 amino acids. Gene Ontology annotation, molecular function: small GTPase binding; actin binding. Gene Ontology annotation, cellular component: actin filament. Gene Ontology annotation, biological process: actin filament polymerization; actin cytoskeleton organization. The record is from RefSeq and is a predicted model, not a curated record. Lineage: Eukaryota; Metazoa; Chordata; Mammalia; Artiodactyla; Physeteridae.